This is a messenger RNA of Closterium sp. Yama58-4, 1266 nucleotides long. NCBI's taxonomy places the organism in Eukaryota, Viridiplantae, Streptophyta, Zygnematophyceae, Desmidiales, Closteriaceae. The record is from the annotation of a GenBank genome assembly.
AUGUGCAUCGGAUUCUGCACCGGCUGCUGCGGUGCUUUCGCCGGUACCGCCUUGGGUCACUGCCUCUGCUCCUGCUGCUCCAUCGGCCCCUCUCGCGUCGCCGCGAAGUUCUUAUAUGGAGGGAUGUUCCUGGCCUCCGUUGUUGUCGCGUGGGUUCUUAGAGACUACGCCACCGAUGCACUGUACAAUCUCUACAGUGAGUGUAAUCCGUACACUACAUUCGGAGCUAAUCAUGGUGAUUCAUUCAUCGGAAUGCUGUGGUGGUAUUCCCGCUUCCAGUCGUGUGGGCCGAACAACCCCGGGUGUGUGGGCGCGCUGGCAGUGCUGCGAGUGAGCUUCGGCCUGUGCCUCUUCUUCGCGCUCAUGCUUUCCACCACAGCCGGCGCCAAGCUUGAAAGAAGCUGCCGUGACCUCUGGCACUCGGGCUGGUGGCCUCCCAAACUCAUCCUCUGGCUUCUGCUGCUCUUUCUCCCCUUCCUCCUCCCCUACCAGGUGUUUCAGGUGUAUGGCGAGGUGGCGAUAGCGGGAGCAGCAGUGUUCCUGGUGAUUCAGCUGGUCAGCAUCAUCAAUUUCAUCUACGUCUGGAAUGACUCUUGGCUCAACAAUGACAAAAUGCACGUGUGGAUGGCGGUGGUGUCAGUCGUGUGCUAUCUGCUCUUCCUCACCGGCAUCAUCCUCAUGUACAUCUACUUCGCGCCCUCCUCCUCCUGCUCACUCAACAUCUUCUUCAUCACCUUCCUCCUCGUCCUCGUCGUCGCGCUCACCGCCAUCUCCGUCCAUCCCAAGGUGGACGCAGGGCCUCUCACCACAGGCGUCAUGGCGGUGUAUUUUGUCUUCCUCUGCUGGUCGGCAAUCAUGAGUGAGCCGCCCGCUGAGGCAUGCAACACUCGUCCUCGCCAGACCGGAUACGGCGGGUGGCUUGAUAUUCUGGCAUUCAUAGUGGCCCUCAUCAGCAUCGCCAUCUCAGUCUAUGCCACUGGAAUCGACUCUCGCUGCUUCUCUCUCCGGCCUCAAGAUGAGGAAUCUGCUGGUAAUGGCGAGGUGCCCUAUGGUUACGGCUUUUUCCAUCUUGUGUUCCUUACAGGUUCAAUGUACAUGGCUAUGAUAUUACUGGGCUGGAAUAUGAAUCAAACGCCGGUUGAGUGGAGUAUCGAUGCUGGCUGGAUUAGCACCUGGGUCAAGAUGGCUUUGCUGUGGUUAUCUGCUUUGGUUUAUCUGUGGACGCUCAUUGCUCCCUUCGUGUUAAGGGGUAGAGAGUUCCGAUGA